AUUAUGAGGUCACCCUUCCUAAGGCCAGGAGGGGAUCUCGCCCCAGGCAAACAGGGAUGCAGAUUCAGGUGGCGGGAACGCGGGCGGGAGCGCUGUCCGGGCCCCGCACCCUGGAGCCCCGGUUCAUCCUGGGAGCCCAGAGGCAGAUGCUGGGGUCUUACAGGGCCUGGACUCAAGUAGCGCUCCGCGAACCCCGGCCCCAAGCUCCCCACCCCCGGAGCGCGCCAGGUGCCUGCGCAUGCGUCCCGGCGUCCCGCUACUGUUUGGCCGUUUCCAUGGCUACGAAUCUGCUCCGUGAGGGGUCGGGGAGCAGGAAAAUGAAGCUCAAGAGCCUCUUGCUCCGUUAUUACCCGCCAGGAAUUAUGUUGGAAUAUGAGAAAAGUGGAGAAUUGAAGACCAAAUCCAUAGAUUUACUUGAUCUCAGUCCCAGUACUGAUGUCAGUGCCCUAGUAGAAGAGAUACAGAGAGCAGAACCUCUAAUCACAGCUUCACGAUCACACCAGGUGAAACUUUUAAUACAGAGACUACAAGAUAAACUCAGACAGCACAGCGACCACAAAUUUGAACUUUUCAAGGUUCUCAGAGCACAUAUACUGCCAUUGACUAACGUUGCACUGAAUAAAUCGGGCUCUUGUUUUAUCACAGGAAGCUAUGACCGAACCUGCAAAGUCUGGGACACCGCAUCUGGAGGGGAACUUCUCACCCUGGAUGGCCACAGGAACGUGGUGUAUGCCAUCGCAUUCAACAACCCUUAUGGUGACAAAAUUGCCACUGGGUCCUUUGAUAAGACUUGUAAACUGUGGAGUGUAGAAACGGGAAAAUGUUACCAUACCUUUAGGGGUCAUACAGCAGAAAUAGUGUGUUUAUCAUUCAAUCCUCAAAGCACAUUGGUGGCUACGGGAAGUAUGGACACAAUGGCCAAACUGUGGGACAUUCAGAAUGGAGAGGAAGUAUUCACUUUAACCGGACAUUCAGCUGAAAUCAUCUCCUUGUCCUUUAACACUUCAGGAGACAGGAUCAUCACGGGGUCUUUUGAUCACACAGCUGUGGUGUGGGACACUGCAACUGGAAGGAAGGUGUGCAACCUAAUUGGGCAUUGUGCCGAGAUUAGCAGUGCCUUAUUCAACUGGGAUUGCUCUAUGAUAUUGACUGGCUCUAUGGACAAAACCUGCAUGUUGUGGGAUGCUACAAGUGGAAAAUGUAUGGCGACAUUAACAGGCCAUGAUGAUGAAAUACUAGACUGCUGUUUUGAUUACACUGGAAAGCUUAUUGCAACUGCUUCAGCUGAUGGAACAGCAAGAGUUUUCAGUGCAGCCACCAGAAAAUGCAUUACUAAAUUGGAAGGUCAUGAAGGUGAGAUUUCAAAGAUUUCUUUCAACCCCCAAGGGAACCGUCUUCUAACAGGAAGCUCUGACAAAACAGCGAGAAUCUGGGAUGCUCAGACUGGCCAAUGCCUCCAGGUGCUCCGGGGGCACACAGAUGAAAUCUUCUCAUGCGCUUUCAACUAUAAAGGCAACAUAAUCAUCACAGGCAGCAAGGAUAAUACCUGUAGGAUUUGGCACUGACUGAAGAAGCCGCCGAUGAGCACACUCGCUAGCGAUGGGAGCAGGAGCCAGGCGUCGCAGAUGGCAGGCACGCUGCUUUGAUAUUUCAUGUUUUCUCUUUUCCCACAAGUCAACUACUGAUACACUGUCCUUCGCUUCACAGAUAUGACUAUUAGAACUGAUGAAGAGAUAUCAUUUUUUGAUAUUUUUUUAAUGGAGAUGACAGGAAACAGCCUACUGUUUGGAAAGUGUUGCUGGUUAUUUCAAUUUUGUUUUAUUUUUUAAUAGCAUCAUGAGACUGAUAGAUGAAACCAGAGCAAUUUAACAGCAUGUCUCCUAGAUUCUACUGUGAAGGUUGUUACUGUAAUUUCUGUUGAAUAAAAUAUUCAGAGAA
Molecule: messenger RNA, 1938 nt
Organism: Eptesicus fuscus (big brown bat)
Lineage: Eukaryota; Metazoa; Chordata; Mammalia; Chiroptera; Vespertilionidae
Gene: DAW1
Product: dynein assembly factor with WD repeats 1
Exons: 13
Coding region: 57-1565 (502 amino acids)
Molecular function (GO): protein binding
Source: RefSeq, a predicted model, not a curated record